ACUUCAGGAGCUGCUUUCUGUGCCUCGUUAGCGCUGGGUAUUGAGUUCUGUGCCCCUCUGGCGCGCCGCCCCUUUUGCUGUAAUGCCCUCCCCCAGGGCUGCCUAAAUCGCACCACUAAACUUCUACUUCCCGAGCGCAAACACGCAGCCAUCAUGCAAGAAGCGAGACUGAACAGGGAAAUGAUAUCAGGCUCGUUGAUCCUCAGCCGUGCUGCCUCUCCCUGAAGUCAUUUCUAGCUGAUUUUGCCAGCGCUCGCUUGAACUGGAAUUUACCCCGAGCGCCUGGGCGAUGUUGCCGUACUGGCUUAGUUGCGUCGAGCCGCUGGUGUUCAUUGCGCAGGUUGGCAGCGCCUUUUUCGACACUGGGCUGCUGAUGGUGGCAAAAGAGCGCAGCAACGACACCGACGGACACAUCCCCGGCGGAAAAGCUCAACAGAAUGAGAUAUCUAACUUCUAUAUGGUCUAUAACAUGAUCUCCGGCUUCAUGCCAUUUGUACCUGCUUUUCUGUUGGCCAGGAUCGGGGACAAAAAGAACAGAAAGAUUCCCAUCUGCUGUCCGCUUGUUGGUUACCUCCUGUCCAGGUGCUUAUUGCUUCUGGUCAUCGUUUACCACUGGCCGCUCCAGGUCAUGUACGCAGCGGCGACUCUUCGAGGUAUGGCAGGUAGCUUUACCUCUUACUGGGCUGGUAUCAUGGCGUUGGCAUCAGAAGAAUCCAAUGAAAGGCGGAGGUCAUUCCGACUGGUGACUAUCGAGCUGGUGUACGGAAUAGCGGGAUUCCUGGGCAGCAUUGCAUCGGGUCACAUCUUUAACGUAUUUACAGUCAGAAGAUCGCACGGCACCCUGCUGGCAGCGCUGAGCGUCGGCCUUUAUGCCAUUUGUUUGCUUUACUCGUUAUUUCUUCUGAAGGUCCCAAAAGCAGCAGCGGCUUCACCCACAGAGCGUGAGUCAGCGGUUAACAGCGGGUCAGCUAUCGGCGACUCCAGUGAGCGCACUAAGCUCCUGCUGCGCAGGGCAUCAAAUACAGGUUUAACAGCCGCAGGUCAGACACUACCAUCUAUAGACAGGGUCACCAUUGGCCUUCUGUUUGUUGGAUCUACUCUGUACAACGUGUCAGUGGACGGAGCGGUGGACAUCCUGCCCACAUUCGUUGUCACCAAGCCGCUGAACUGGACGGCGGAACAGGUUGGCUACGGAAAUGCUGCUGGCUUUGUGAUCUUCAUUACGAGCUUUUUAGGGGUUACGGUCUUCUCCAGGUGUGCGAGGGACACCACAAUUAUCAUCAUUGGCAUUGUGUCUUUCCUUUCUGGGAUGUUAGUAAUGGCAUUUGUGGUGAAAACGUACCAGUUCUAUAUCGCCAGAGCUUUAAACCUCUUUGCUCUAAUGACUAUGCCCACCAUUCGGUCAAUGCUCUCGAAACAAGUAGACGCCUCAUCUUAUGGUAAGAUUUUUGUUUUGCUGGAGCUGUCAUUUACUCUUGCCAGUGUUGUCACUUCACCCAUUUUCACCAAGAUAUACCAAGCCACCUUGGACUGGUUUGCUGGUUUUUGCUUCAUUUUGUCCAGCAUCCUUAGCUUUUUGGCCAUCAUCCCCAUUGGAGUUGUAGCAUACAGAACAAGGCAACAACAUGGCUAUGAGCCAAUACCAUCUUCAUAAUCAGGUGGUUUUCACACCUCUACCUCUACUUCAUCAUCAGUAUUUUUGUAUGUACUCUAAUAAUAAAUUGACCAAGAAGAUUUCCCCCAUGUGGCGAUGGACCUGUGACAUCUGUGACAAGUUGCAGUGGCUACCGUCUGCUUCUUACUCCACUGCAGUUUCACAUCUUAAUGAAAGCAACACUAAAGGAAGUGAGAAAAUGAAUUGCUAAAAAACAAAAUGAAGAGAUGUCACGUGUAGCAAACUAGCCUUCUUUCAGCACUGAAAAUGGCAAUGAUAGUCCUUUUACAGAUCCAUGUCUUCACACAGUGCCAAUAAAAAUGAUUAUCAUUCAUGUCGAAGAAUGUUUAUUGGUGACAAGAGGUGAAAUCUUCAUGGAAGUCAUUGACCACCAGAGUUUAGUGGCCUUCAGCCAGUUCACUGUAAUUGGCUUUAAAAUGCCAUAAGGCAUAGUUUUAUUAAAUUUGUAAAAAAUA
Messenger RNA from Polypterus senegalus (gray bichir), 2130 nucleotides. RefSeq names its product thymic stromal cotransporter homolog. Lineage: Eukaryota; Metazoa; Chordata; Cladistia; Polypteriformes; Polypteridae. Gene Ontology annotation, molecular function: transmembrane transporter activity. Gene Ontology annotation, cellular component: membrane. Gene Ontology annotation, biological process: transmembrane transport. The record is from RefSeq and is a predicted model, not a curated record. The transcript has 4 exons. The coding region runs from base 290 to 1654 and encodes 454 amino acids.